Molecule: messenger RNA, 327 nt
Organism: Racocetra persica
Lineage: Eukaryota; Fungi; Glomeromycota; Glomeromycetes; Diversisporales; Gigasporaceae
Source: the annotation of a GenBank genome assembly
AUGACAACAACUUCUUUAUCAGAAAGAUUAAUUAAUCUAAAUAAAGAAAAUAAUGACCUUAAAAAUAAAAAUAAUAACUUAUCACUUAUUAAUAUAAAACUACAAGAUGAAAUUGAAAAACUAAGAAAACAACUUUUAGGUUAUCAAAACUCUGAUUAUAUAUCAUUAGAAGUAGAAAAUAAAGAUUUAAAACUUGCAAAUAAACAACUUUUAAACAAAAUACAAAAACUAAAAAGAAAUAAUACAACAUCUAUUGUUAUUCUUAAAGAUGAUAAAAAGCUUUUAAUUGAAAUUAAAAAACUUUCUACAUUAAUUGAUUACUUUUCA